Prunus armeniaca (apricot) is the source of this 240-nucleotide messenger RNA. The record is from the annotation of a GenBank genome assembly. NCBI's taxonomy places the organism in Eukaryota, Viridiplantae, Streptophyta, Magnoliopsida, Rosales, Rosaceae.
AUGGAUCCUUCCUUGGAGUUUGAGAAGACGGGUAAGAAGAAAAUUUUCAGAUACAUUUUAUGUGGUUUUUUGUAUUAUCAACGACGGUCCUUUAAAAUUACCGUCGUUGAAUCGAUAUACUAUGUCGGUUAUGAAAAUAGCGUCUUUGCCAAGGGAAAAGGGCAAGCGCCAUACCCCCAAGCAGCCAUUGAUGAAGUCAGAAAUGAAUGGGCAGAGUUUGUUUGCCUUCAUGUGGACUAG